AUGCCUGCUUUGAGUAAUCCUAACAUACCUAUUACACAACGAACUGUAAUUAAAUGUUGCUGCGGCAAAGUUUGUAAAGGCAAUCGGGGUUUGAAAAUGCACCAGCGUAGCUGUCAAGUCUUACAUGGGCUAAACAACGAUCUGCAUCUUCACGAGCAAAUUGCAGAUAACCCUGAGAAUAUCAUAACGGACGACCGGCCACUCACCACACAGUCAACUUUAGACAGUGAAGUAAUAACUCCUGAUCUAAAGAAAGGCAUAAAUCUUCCGAAGAAGGACUCUGAAUAGGAAACGGCCAACGAUUAUUUUAAAUUUGCAAUCCCUUUUAAUGGACCAACCAUAUCGCAAGAUUUCAAUUCAAGCAUAAGGCAUUUAAAUGAUACUACAUAUAAUUACUUUGUUGAUAAUUUUGGAAAUGUUGAGACGGCCCUCGAUGAGAAACUCGUAGCAAAGUAUAAAGAUAAUCUAUAAAGGAUCUAAAGAAGGCUUUGAACAAUCUAAAGUCCACAUAUUCGGAGGUAGCCGAAAUAAAAUAUGUGUACGUGUCUCGUAUUCUGCGCAAUAAGCUUCGUAACCAUGGUGACAUUCAGAGAGACUCCAACCGAAACAACUCGUUUAAUCACGACAAAUACGUGGAAAGAAAUUUUUUGGGUUUUAUUAAAACCGUUUUAAAUAAGGAAGAUGCUGUGUUCCCAUCCUUCAGCAUGACAGAAUGUGCGGUUUAUUUUACUAAAACUUUAGCUGCAGUUCACCCUGGCAAACUGUUUCAUAUUCCAAGCUGGAUUCCUAGGUUAUCUGAUCCGCAAGUGGAAUUUGACCUUGACCCGCCUUCAUACCAACAAGUUACUGCUGUUAUCCGUAAAAUGAAAGCAUCUGGUUCUCCUUGUCCUCUCGAUCAAAUAUCAGUCAUAUGCUUUAAGCGAUGUCCUUACCUAAGAACUUAUUUAACUGAACUAAUACGCUCUGUCUGGCUUUCAGGAUCUAUCCCGAGUGAAUGGAAGAGAGCUUGCACUAUACUUAUUCAUAAGAAAGGCAACACGAGUAUUCCCUCAAAUUUCCGACCGAUCACACUCGAAUCUAUACCGCUUAAAGUAUUUACAUCAUGUCUGCGUAAUGCAAUGUACUCCUUUCUCAGCGCCAAUAACUUUAUAGAACAUAACAUACAAAAAGGCUUCACCCCAAAUCUGUCUGGUACUAUGGAACAUACUUCGCAAAUGGCUAAUAUAAUAAACAAAGCUCGGAUAAAACAACGUUCACUUGUCAUCACACUACUUGACCUCAAAAACGUUUUUGGAGAAGUUCAUCACAACUUAAUCCAAUCUGUCCUUGGCUAUCAUCACAUCCCUAAUCACAUGAAUAAUUUAAUAAAAAGCUUAUACACUGAUUUUAAAACUUCCGUAAUUACGUCUGAGUUCCGUACCCAUUUUAUACCUGUUGGCCGUGGUGUAUUGCAAGGUGGCUGUCUUAGUCAUCUACUAUUUAAUAUGUGUUUCAACACAUAUAUUCAACAUAUCAAAGCUGAAAAGUACCGUCAGUUCGGUUUCUCCCUCCAACUUCUUAAUCCAAUCCACUGGUUUCAGUUUGCCGAUGAUGCUGCGGUUAUUACUGGUCAAUAG
Paramuricea clavata is the source of this 1616-nucleotide messenger RNA. The record is from the annotation of a GenBank genome assembly. NCBI's taxonomy places the organism in Eukaryota, Metazoa, Cnidaria, Anthozoa, Malacalcyonacea, Plexauridae.